Molecule: messenger RNA, 1382 nt
Organism: Uloborus diversus
Lineage: Eukaryota; Metazoa; Arthropoda; Arachnida; Araneae; Uloboridae
Product: transcriptional repressor protein YY1-like
Exons: 1
Coding region: 354-1382 (342 amino acids)
Biological process (GO): regulation of transcription by RNA polymerase II
Cellular component (GO): transcription regulator complex; PcG protein complex
Molecular function (GO): DNA-binding transcription factor activity, RNA polymerase II-specific; RNA polymerase II cis-regulatory region sequence-specific DNA binding
Source: RefSeq, a predicted model, not a curated record
UGUUGCUAUCGUAGAUGUCUUUUAACGCAUAACGAAAGCCGUUCGAUUUUGUACUUGCUUGUCAUUUUAUCAAAUGAAUAUAAUUUUUCAAAGUUUAAAUAUUACAUAAUAACAUGAAUUCCUGCAAAGGACGUAGUUUGUGUAACGAGAUAUCUGAUUACGAAGCCUCAAAAGGUGAACGUACGUAUCUGAUGAUUUAAAUGUAAAAUCGACUACCUAGACUUGUUUCUACUGUGAUUUCGUUAUACAGAGUGAAAUUGUGUUUAUUUAUUGUUAUACAUUAAUCUAAGAGCUACGUAUUUGAAAUUUAUGUACCCUUUUACGCACUAAUUAAAUGAAACUGUAAUGUAAAUAUGAACAUGAAUAACUUAGGGGCUACUGACAUAGCAUCCGAAGUGAUAGUAUCGGAUUCUCGUGAAGUUGAAAUAGCUGAUAUUUUGGUUGGUAUGCCAGUUGAAACCGUCAGUUCAACUGGAGAAGUGACUGAAGAACAACCUCUGAUUGCUCUGCAACCAUUAUUAGACGCUAGUAGCCAAGGCAUUAUUCUUCAACCACAAGAAGAAAUAGUCGGUGCGGAUUCUGAAUCGGAAGGUUUGUCUGCUUACGAGACGAUACCAGUGUCUUCGGCGGAUGUUAACCUAGACUCUGGGGCUGGACCUGUGAAUAAGCGAGGAAGGAAAGGUAAAAAAGUGACAAAUAAAGGGAAAUUGAGUGGAGAGCAGUUGACUGAAAAUAAAAGGGCAGCCAGAAAAUGGGAUCGCAAGCAAGUGCAAAUCAAAACAUUGGAAGGGGAAUUCUCGGUGACCGUUUGGGCGUCCGGUAGCGAUGACGAUCGGAAAGGGAUGUCUGUUGAUGACUCCAUGAAUCCUGAACCGGAUCCGGACUACACGGAAUACAUGACUGGGAAAAAAUCCUUGCCUGGUGGAAUACCUGGCGUGGACUUAAGCGAUCCUAAGCAGUUGGCAGAGUUCGCAAAGAUGAAGCCUCGUAAGCAGAAUGACGACAUUGCCAGGACUAUAGCAUGCCCACACAAAGGUUGCAAUAAGAUGUUUAGAGAUAAUUCUGCCAUGAGGAAACACUUGCACACACAUGGGCCCCGAGUUCAUGUCUGUGCUGAAUGUGGCAAAGCAUUUGUGGAGAGCUCAAAACUAAAGAGGCACCAGCUAGUGCACACUGGAGAAAAACCUUUUCAAUGUACAUUUGAAGGGUGUGGGAAAAGAUUCUCCUUAGACUUUAAUCUACGCACUCACGUCCGCAUUCAUACGGGCGACAGGCCUUAUGUCUGCCCCUUUGAUGAAUGUAAUAAAAAAUUUGCCCAGUCAACUAACUUGAAGUCCCAUAUCCUUACUCAUGCAAAAGCUAAGUUUGAAGUAUUUGGUUAA